AUGGCAGAUCGUCAGUCCAAUGACAAAGAGAGGACAGACAAAAAGACGAAGAAUAGGACAGCAAAAGGCAAUGAGACAAACAAAUCCCAUUUAGAAAAUAUAGAAGGUCCAUCUAUUCCUACGCCUCUUCCUUUUUAUAAUCUUAUUGAGAAAGAAUUCCAAGUUCUUGAGGCUUUGGAUGCCUACAAAGUCCAACAGUAA
Molecule: messenger RNA, 201 nt
Organism: Dovyalis caffra
Lineage: Eukaryota; Viridiplantae; Streptophyta; Magnoliopsida; Malpighiales; Salicaceae
Source: the annotation of a GenBank genome assembly